Messenger RNA from Chelmon rostratus (copperband butterflyfish), 1904 nucleotides. RefSeq names its product noelin-2-like. Gene Ontology annotation, biological process: signal transduction. NCBI's taxonomy places the organism in Eukaryota, Metazoa, Chordata, Actinopteri, Chaetodontiformes, Chaetodontidae. The transcript is spliced from 8 exons. The coding region runs from base 1 to 1449 and encodes 482 amino acids. The record is from RefSeq and is a predicted model, not a curated record.
AUGAGUGUUCCCAUGUUGAAGAUUGGCGCGGUGCUCAGCACCAUGGCUAUGGUAACUAACUGGAUGUCCCAGACUCUGCCGUCUCUGGUUGGACUCAAUGGAACCAUUAUCUCCCCUGAGGGCACACAUGAGCGGAUCGUCAGUGGUUUGUACCCGGGCUCAGAGGAGGGCUGGCAGGUGUACAGCACGGCUUCAGAUCCCGACGGCAGGUGUGUCUGCACGGUGGUCGCUCCGGCACGAAACCUCUGCAAACGAGACCCUCGGAGUCGACAGCUACGCCUGCUGACUGAACAGGUUCAGAAUGUUAGUCAGUCCAUGGAGGUAGUCGACCUGCGGACAUCCAGAGACCUGCAGUAUGUCCGAGACAGUGAACCGCUGCUGAGAGGAGUGGACGGACGCUUACAUACUUAUGUGGCCAACCCCCGCACUCUGACGGCCAAGGGCCUGCAGGAGUUGAAGGGCCAGAUGUCUCAGCUACGGCCCCUUCUGUCAGUGGUGGAGCAGUACAGAUUGGACCUGCAGACGCUGGCCACCCUGCGAAUGGAGCUCCUCAACCUGUCAAUCAUCCUGACAGCCAUUCAGGAAGAGAUCGGCGCUUACGACUACGAGGAGCUUCAGCAGAGGGUUUUACUGCUAGAGACCAGACUACACAGCUGCAUGAACAAACUUGGUUGUGGUCGUCUGACUGCAGUUAGUAGCCCGAUCACCGUGAGAGCCUCGGGGUCCCGCUUUGGCUGCUGGAUGACUGACGCCAUGAUUCCCAGCUCCGACAGCAGAGUGUGGUCCAUGGACGGCUACUAUAAGGGCAGGCGUGUGUUGGAGUACAGAACCAUGGGGGAUUUCACAAAGGGGCAGAACUUUGUGCAGCAUCUGUUGCCCCACCCCUGGGCCGGAACCGGCCAUGUGGUUUACAACGGAUCACUCUACUACAACAAGCACCAGAGCAACAUCCUGGUUCAAUACCAUUUCCGCUCUCGCAGCGUGUUGCUCCAGCGCAGCCUGAGUGGAGCCGGAUACAACAACACAUUUCCCUACAGCUGGGGAGGGUCCUCUGACAUCGACCUCAUGGCUGACGAGAUGGGACUCUGGGCCGUAUACACCUCCAUACCAAAUGCUGGAAACAUUAUGGUGAGUCGUCUGGACUCCCGCUCGCUGGAAGUCCUCCAGAGCUGGGACACGGGGUUUCCUAAGCGCAGCGCGGGGGAGGCCUUCAUGAUCUGCGGCACCCUGUACGUCACCAACUCCCACCUGGCCGGGGCCAAGGUCCACUUUGCCUACCACACCAACUCCUCCACGUACGAGUACACCGACAUCCCCUUCCACAACCAGUACUCCCACAUCAGCAUGAUGGACUACAACCCCAGAGAGAGGGCGCUGUACACCUGGAACAACGGACACCAGGUCCUCUACAACGUCACACUGUUUCACGUCAUCCGGAGUGAUGGAUAGAUCGCAGGAAAUGGUAAAAAGGAGAGGGAGUGUAGUAGAGGAGGAUGCAAGGUGUCGUUAAAGUGUGCUGCGACUUACAACACACACACAUGCACACACACACAAAUACACACAUACACAAGGGCCAUUCAUGUCAGCAGGAAAGUGAGUACUGUGUUUCAAUUUGAAUGACUUCUAGACUACAAGAGCUCACUGAGCUACUAGACACAAUACACGGUUGUCGAACACAUGUCUAAAGGUCACUGACAAGAGUAUUCAUCACGGCGAAGACGAAAUUAACAGCCUCUGCUACAGCGACGCUGAUAGAAAGAAGAAAGUCAGACAGUUUGAGCUCAUCCAUAUUCUGUUGCGUUUCAUUCAACUUGUGUCUCAAGAAGUGAUUCUGGAAGUUAAAUUCGAAUUGUCAAAAAAAAAAAAAAACAGAAAAAAAAAUCAGCUCGUGAACUGAAUUUCAA